AUGCACCCUUUCUGAGUUUCUGAAUCCACAACUCAUUUUGUUUUAGAAAGAAAAAAAAAAUGCUUCUUAGGAGCUCAUCAGCACCAGUCUUGAACUCUUGGCUACCUCACUCGAAAGACUCAUCAUCACCAGAACCAGAGCCACUACUCCAUCUUCAAAGAACCAAAUCAGUCUCCUUAACCUGUUCUUUUCUUCCUUCUUCUUCUUCUUCUUCACCUUCACCCACUCAUGAGUCAUCAAACAGAUCAUUCCCUCCCAUCUCCAUAUCAAAAUCACAAAAUCCACCAAAACCCAACAAGAGGAGCCCCAUAUCGAAAAUCAAAGCUAAAAAAUCCCAGGAAGAGCAAAAGGGGAGCGGCAAAAUCGAUUCAGGAUCGUCAUCCACGAUCCAGAGAUUGUUGUCCUGCUCUGGUUUGGGAGGUAAAGUCACGAGUGAAGAAAGGUGCUCUAUGGAGAACGAAGAGAGGGUUUUGCAGACGCUUGUGAUGGGUGACGGAGUUGGCAGCAACGGUGGCCGGAUUGGGGGUGGAGCCGGCGAUGGGAGAGGAUCUGGCGGUGGAGAUGGUGAUGACAGUGGUGGUGGGUCGGGCUUCUUUGAAGGUAAUAACAAUCGUGGGAGUAAUAGCACUGAUACUUAUUACCAGAAGAUGAUUGAGGCCAAUCCUGGAAAUGGGCUCUUACUUGGAAACUAUGCCAAGUUUUUGAAAGAGGUUCGGGGAGAUUUUGCUAAAGCAGAAGAGUACUGUGGCAGAGCAAUCUUGGCUAAUCCUGGUGAUGCAGAGAUGCUAUCCCUUUAUGCCGAUCUAAUUUGGACUAGCCACAAAGAUGUUAAGCGAGCUGAGAAUUAUUUUGAUCAAGCUGUGAAAUCUUCUCCGGAUGAUUGUUAUGUUUUAGCUUCGUAUGCUCGGUUCCUUUGGGAUGCUGAAGACGAAGAAGAAGAGGAUGAAAAUGAAGAGAAGGAACAUGUGGUUGAUCAUGGCCAUCCAUCUCCAACCACUUACUUCCAUGGAGCCCCAAUAACUACACGAACAUGAUCUUAGUCACCCGAUCUUGAUCUAAGACACUUUGCAUAUGAAUAAUAUAUUAAACUAUGACUUGUACAAUACUAAUAAGCUCGUAGGAACAUUAUAUACAUACUUACAUACAUAUAUAUAAUAUCUGAGAUGUAACUUUUCGGCUUUCAUCUUCGUUGGUGUUGUAGAUAAGACUUCUGACUAUAACUUUGUUAAGAACUAUUAGAAUUAUAAUAAUAACAUCAUAACUAAGUAAACAUAAGUACUUCCCUUCCAGUAUAUUCCAGUUAAUAUUCAUGUUUUAUUAGGUUUAAUCCCAUUAAAGUCUCUUGCUAUGCCAGAACUUUGAUUCAUAUCAUGUAUACCAGCUAGAGAUGAUGACUUGUAUGGUUUCCUUUUAAAAUGCAAUUCCAAAUAAGCGCAAAACUUCAUUUUCA
Molecule: messenger RNA, 1450 nt
Organism: Humulus lupulus (European hop)
Lineage: Eukaryota; Viridiplantae; Streptophyta; Magnoliopsida; Rosales; Cannabaceae
Product: stress response protein NST1
Exons: 3
Coding region: 60-1034 (324 amino acids)
Molecular function (GO): protein binding
Source: RefSeq, a predicted model, not a curated record